AUGUCUUUACGAAAUAAUUUGAUGCAAAAGGCAAGGAUCUAUUUUCGUGGCAAUGACAAACCGGCUAGUUUUCAAGAAGCACAAACUAUUUAUGAAUUUUUUAAGAAACGAGGAAAAUUAAUUGAAUUUAAAUAUGCAAGAUCAAGAAGUUUUUUAACAUUUGGAUUUAUACGAUAUCAUGAUAAUGAGAUUACUGAACAAUUGUUGAAAGAAGGAAAGGUUUUUGUAGAUGAAAUAAAAAAAGAAUUAUUUGUAGAAAGUUCAAACCAUAUACCAGGAUAUCAAUAUGAAGGAUAUUUUAUAGAUUAUAAUAAACCUCUUUGA
Messenger RNA from Entrophospora candida, 324 nucleotides. NCBI's taxonomy places the organism in Eukaryota, Fungi, Glomeromycota, Glomeromycetes, Entrophosporales, Entrophosporaceae. The record is from the annotation of a GenBank genome assembly.